UUCGGAAGGCUACAGAGGCUACACGUGAGCCAUGGAGACGCCGCUGAGGCGCAGCCGGCGGCUGGAGGGCCUAAAACCUCUGUCUCCAGAGACCCUUCCUGACCCCGAAGUCUCUCGGGCGAAGCGGGCUCCUGUAGAUUUCAAGUCGAACCCGGAAGAAACAGAAGAGCUCAAGUCUCCGAAGGUUCCACCACCGAGCCUUCCGUCUCCCGAACCUCAGCCGGAGACGAGCCCCGGAUCACCCUGUCCUACGCAGGAUGCAGUCGCUGGGUCCCCACAAAGGCAGCCAGAGCCGAGCCCCGGGUCCCUUCAACCUCAUCAAGAUCUGGGCCUGGAGUCACCUGCAGGACAGCCAGAGUCGAGCCCGGAAUCCCCGCAACGAGAGCAGCCAUCCAAAUUACCUCCUACACAGGGAGAACUGGACUCUGAGGCGGCCCACGCUAACGAGGAGGUGAUCCCAGGAUCCCCCGAGCCUUGCCCCGGCCAGCAAGCACCGGGUCCCGAGCCCUCUCAGCCAGCACAGGAGCUGACAUUCCAGGCACCUAGCUCCCCAGAGCGCCGGUUGGAGCCAGGCAAGCUGCCUCCGGCGGGAGAGAUCGUAACAGAGAGACUCAACCAAAAGAAGCGAGUUAUAGCCUCUCCCCAGGCCCCAGCGUCCAAAAAAUUGAAGGAGAAGGAGGAGCUUCCCGUAAUUCCGAAAGGGAAGCCCAAAUCCGGGCGUGUGUGGAAAGAUCAAUCCAAGAAGAGGUUCUCCCAGAUGGUUCGGGACAAGCCCCUGCGUACCUCCUGGCAGCGGAAGAUGAAGGAGCGACAGGAGAGAAAGCUGGCUAAGGACUUCGCCCGGCACCUGGAGGAGGAGAAACAGAGGCGCCGACAAGAGAAGAAAGAGCGCCGGGCUGAAAACCUGAGACGCCGGCUAGAAAAUGAACGCAAGGCUGAGAUUGUUCAAGUGAUCCGAAACCCUGCCAAGCUCAAGAAAGCAAAGAAGAAGCAGUUGCGUUCCAUUGAAAAGAGAGACACCCUGGCCUUGCUCCAGAAACAGCCACCCCAGAGGCCUGUAGCCAAGGUCUGAGCUCAGGACAAUCCAGAGGCCUCAGCAAACCAAGAGUCACAGCAAACAAGGCACUUCUCAGGCCACUGACUAACGCCUCUCCUGGAGCCAGCAUACCAACACUGUCACAUUAAGACGGAGACUCCAGCCCAAAAGGAACUGAAGACUAUGCUGGGACUCAAGAGAGAUUUAACUGUCCCCAUCUCCUUUCCCGUCUGUUCCAAAGUGCCUUAUGGUCAUAAACUGUUGUUGGGUGGUUGCAGUAGUGCACACCUUUAAUCCCAGAUCUCUCAGAGUUCGAGGACAGUCUUGUCUAUAGAGUACAGGAUAGCCAGGGCUACACAGAGAAAUCCUAUCUAAAAAAAAAAAAAUCAAAACAACAAAAGAGGUCUUGAACUAUGAAUUCUUGUUUCCCAGUGAUCAGAAGUCAUCGCCUCCAUUUUUUUCAGUGACAUCUUGGCCACUUGAGGAUUCUGCUAAUUUGGUCCCCUCAGUCAACUGAAGCUAGCCCUUCCCUAGUUUAGCACUAAAAGAUUAAAGUGGGGAGUUUCAGGGAGCUGAGUUUCUCUCCAGUACCCCUUUGCCACACUGGACUAUAGAAGCCUCGAGGCUUGAGUCAUGCCCACUUGUUCUAUCACAAAGGUGUUUAUUGGUACAGAAGCCCCUGCCCCACUGGGCUUUCAUUAUCAUAGUAAACCACUGAAAUAAUGGUAUGACAGGUACACUGAGUAAGGCAGGAGGGGCUUGGUGACAUUUUACUCUCCAGUUUGAGAAGCACCUGCCACAGGCUUGAGGCCUGCCCAACACAACUGACAACCAGCCUGGCCUUCCGUGGUCCAGGAGAUCCUGAGAAUACCCCAUCCCUGUUCCAUAGCUACCAGUUUCUGACAUCAGCUCCCCUUCCUCUGCAGUCCAUGGUGGGGAGGAUGUGAGAUGUGUGAUAGGUCCAUGACUGACAUAAGGUGCCCCUCCUACCUGUAGGUUGGAAGUGAUGGCUGCCAGGCCCGCUCCCUGGGAGGCAGCUAAUAAGGAGAGGUUGCUCUCCUUAGAAUUGAUCAGUGCUGCUGAAGGCCAGAGUGCAGCCUUUGGCAGCUGCAGCAGCACUAAAACUGGGCAGAGAAGAGCCCGAGUGGGAGUUGACACAUCAAUAUGGCUAACAAGCUGACUAGCAAGGUGUGGUUAAAGCUGUCUCAGGCCAAAUGGGGGAUUAAAAGUGAAGACAGUUUGCUGGAAAAUGUUUCUCAACCCUUUUCCUCUCACUGACCCCCAUACAUACUGAUUGACAGACUCCCUUUGUCCCAUUCACGAAGCAGGGAGUUAGUUAUGAGAUGCAGGCUGUGAGCUUAACCUGUGUGAUUCCCAAGUGCCUUGGGCCAGCUACCAGGAAGGUAUUAGAAGUACAAAAUUUUGCCCGACC
This is a messenger RNA of Mus pahari (shrew mouse), 2468 nucleotides long. RefSeq names its product coiled-coil domain containing 86 (gene Ccdc86). The coding region runs from base 32 to 1072 and encodes 346 amino acids. NCBI's taxonomy places the organism in Eukaryota, Metazoa, Chordata, Mammalia, Rodentia, Muridae. The record is from RefSeq and is a predicted model, not a curated record. Gene Ontology annotation, cellular component: nucleolus. The transcript is spliced from 4 exons.